CGCGCGCACUGCGCGAGAGGAGCGAGAGCGCGCCGAGAAGGACGUUGAGCGCGUUUUACCGAAAGAGGCUCGAGCGCAAAACCCGCUCGCAGGGUAAUUUUUUACCGUAUAAAAAAAAAUAUCCUCUCACCUCAAAUGACUAUUUCUCACGAAACGAUUAUGAAUCGCGAUUACGAUUAAACGAAAACAUCCGGGAAAACUGGAAUAUGCCUCCACCUGACAUCCAAAGGUAAAAUCUCCUCAGAAAAGGGAUCUGUGUUUUGCGCGAGAAACCGAAACGGUUUACGUUAUAUUAAUUCAUAACCCAGAGGAGAUUUCGAUAUUGAGCUCGUUCCGGGGCUCGUUAGCAGGCUAUAAACGUAUAUAUAUAAAGAAAACUGUGCGUCAAGUUGGGAUGAUGAGAGUUUGAAGCGCACGCGACUCCCGCCGCUCCGUCCGUUCAUGUUCAUGGAGUUUAUAAGCGGGAGCCGCUAGAAUGGAAACCGUGAUUGAUGAAACGGAGGCCUUACAGAGAUUCUUCGAAGGUCAUGAUAUUAACAGCUCUUUGGAGCCAACAAACAUUGACACAAGUAUCCUGGAGGAAUACAUUAGCAAAGAAGACGACAGCACUGACAUUUGUUUCACAGAGGUCCACAGCACCCCGGGACCCCAGUAUCCCUCGCCCCAGGCCGGGGCAUCCUCUUCAGGGGGGGUAGGGUGUGGCGUGAGCCCCCCCAUCCCCCUGCGCCAGGGCACCGUCCCAUCUCUGCCCCAGCCCUGCCAGAACCCCUACCCGCCUCCACCACCGCUGGGUCACCUCAGACACAACUACCCCUGCCUGGGGCAACAGCAGAGCCAAACACCCCAGCACCAACAGCCACACAUCAAACAAGACCACCGCGGACAGUACGCACCGGGAACGCUACCCGAGUCCCCUCCUGACUCCAGUUCAGAGCCAUAUUCACCCCAGCAAGUCAACGAUCCGCAUAUGCUCAGGACAAUGACGCCCGAGAACAUGUGUCACAUGACCAGUCCUCCGCCACUCUCCACACACCCUCAUUAUUCCAGCAUGCACCGGGACAUGUACCUAAAGCCAGAGCCCAUGAUUUCGCAGUAUCCAAUUGGUCCAGGCAGUGGUGGGGGCGGAGACAUGCAACAGAGUCAGAUGCUACAUCAGCUCCUGCAACAUCCACAAGGACCUGAUGGGAUUCCUGUACAUCCGGCAAAGAAGAGAAAGCAUUCAGACUCUCCCAACAGCACUCUCAACUCUCAGAUCCUAACAGGCAUCAUCAAACAAGAGCCAGGUUUGAUGCAGGAUGCAGAAAACUCAUACCUGGAUCCGAACUACCAGUGCAUAAAGUGGCAGCCACACCAGCAGAACAAAUGGACUACAUUAUACGACUCCAGUGGAAAAGAACUUCCAAUGCCUACAUAUAGGGUGGACGCAGAUAAGGGUUUUAACUUCUCCUUGGCUGAUGAUGCAUUUGUGUGUCAAAAAAAGAACCACUUCCAGGUGACCGUGUACAUCGGGAUGCCAGGAGAUCCCAAGUAUGUCAAGACCAGCGAGGGGCUACAGCCCAUUGAAUGCUUUUACCUGAAACUCAAUGGGGUCAAGUUGGAAGCGAUGAAUCAGUCCAUCAAUGUGGAACAGUCACAGUCUGAUCGGAGUAAAAGACCCUUUAAACCAGUGUUAGUGACACUGCCACCAGAGCAGGUGACCAAAGUAACAGUGGGUCGUCUACACUUCAGCGAGACCACAGCCAAUAACAUGAGAAAGAAAGGCAAACCAAACCCUGACCAGAGGUACUUCAUGCUGGUAGUUGCUCUUCAGGCUCAGUGUCACAGUCAGAGCUUCACGGUGGCGGCUCACGUCUCCGAGAGGAUCAUCGUCAGGGUAACCGCUGCUUCUAACCCAGGGCAGUUUGAGAGUGACAGUGAAGUGCUGUGGCAGAGAGGGCAGAUGCCUGACUCUGUGUACCAUCAUGGCCGGGUGGGCAUCAAUACAGACCGGCCAGAUGAGGCUCUGGUUGUACACGGCAAUGUGAAGGUCAUGGGUUCCCUCGUGCAUCCUUCUGAUAUCAGAGCCAAGGAGAAUGUGAAGGAGGUGGACACCACUGAUAACCUGAGGCGGAUUUCCCAAAUGAGGCUGGUGCAUUAUCAGUAUAAGCCUGAGUUUGCAGCCACAGUGGGCAUUGAUGCAGCUCCUGAGACCGGGGUGAUCGCUCAAGAGGUCCAGCAGAUUCUGCCCGAGGCUGUGAAGGAGGGAGGAGACGUUGUGUGUGCUAACGGAGAAACCAUCCCUAAUCUACUGGUGGUCAAUAAAGAGCGGAUCUUUAUGGAGAACGUGGGAGCGGUGAAGGAACUCUGCAAACUCACUGAUAAUCUGGAGACUCGCAUUGACGAGCUUGAGCGCUGGAGCCGUAAACUCGCCAAACUGCGCAGGCUAGACAGCAUGAAGAGCACCGUCAGCGGAGGCACAGUCAGUCAAUCAGGAAGCUACUUUAGCAGAACGGGAAGUGGCCCGCUCAAGAAAAAAACAGCUAAGCCAGGAAGCAAGCGAUCCGUCCCGGAGCAGAGCUGCCUGAGUCACAGGUUCAUGCAGGGCACCAUCCUGGCACUGGUCAUCAUUAUGGCCUUCAGCGUCAUCUCCAUGUCCAUCCUCUAUGUGCUCAAUCUUCAACACCAUGGAAGUAUAAGUGAUGUUGAGGGUGUUGUUUGUAGUUCUGCGUCCCACUGCCUUCUCUUCGUCUCUUGGACGCCCUUCCUCACUGCAACCGUCACAUUCUGUCCAUCCUUCUGUCUGUGCAGGUCUCGUUUUGCUCUGGGUUCGGCUCGUCAGGCUUCUUUCUCCCCUGCCAGAGUGACCACAUCCACUCUCUCCCCAGACUCCACCUCCCCGUCAUUGUCCAAUCACCUGCCCUGCUGCCCUCCAACACCUGCCACAACCAACCAAUCAGCCACUAUCAGUCUGUUGCCAAGCAACAACCAAUCCACUCCAGACUCCAGCACUGGCUUUCCCACCCAGGCCACUAUUAACAAGAAGGCAAAGUCUCGGCCGCUGGACAAAGACAGCCGGAACAAGAACCGCCUCAGUCACACGUCAGCUCCUCUGUUCCUCAGUAAAGGCAAACGGCCUCCUCAGCCUCCAGAGCUGAGCGGAGCAACCAAACGCUUGCCUGGUGGACAACAGCCACCGUCCCGGAGACAGCGCAGUAUCAACACACAGGAUGGAAAUCUAUCAGCGUGUCUGAGCAAACUUCACAUCCUUGAGAUAGAUCAGGAGAUCAGAACUCUCGAUUGUUCCUCAUCUGAGACCUGCAGCUUUACUGUGUUUCUAAAUGGAGACAGAAACUCAUCUAUGUCUUACAUUACCCUGCACAUGAUCUCCUCUGAGGAGGUGUGGGUGUGGCAGUGUGGGGCCACCAGGGGCCGCCUCUGUCCGAAUCACCCAGAAGCUUCUUUCUCGCUGGAGCGGAGCACUUACACAGCGGGUACCAGCCACCUGUGGUCACUUCCUGUUACUCCUUUUCAAGAGGUCACCUACCGUUUCCGAGUGUCACAUUCGAGUCAAACGGGAUGUAGCGGUGAAGACGGCGGCGCGUCCUCGCGGUGCUCCGAGUACAGUUUCCUCAUUCAAAGCGCAUGCUAAGCAGCCCCAGAUUCAAAGACUGUUUUAUCUGGUUGAGCUGAUGAAGACGCCUUAACUGUGUGCGUGCGGAUUCGUUCAAAGCGAAAGGAAAAUUUGCAUUUUUCUAAAAAAAAGAAAGAAAAAAGAAAAAUAUGAGUUCACUCGGCCUUAACCUUGAUGAUAUAUUACUGCUUAUAAACACUCUUGCACGCGUUUGCUUAUUAAAAUAUAUUUGCCAACAUGUAAACAGAUACCAAUGAGGUCCAAAAAGGACAUUAUUUACUUUCUUAAAAGCACGAUUCCUCGGUGCAGAUUAUUCCACGGAAAUCAGUGCACGUUAUUAGCGUUUCCUUUAAAUGUCAUUAAACUGGAUUUGUUACCGCGAACACGCUCAGGCCAUUGUGGAUGUAGACAAGUUUGUUUCUUCAUCAGAUUUAGAGAAAUCUGAUGAAGAAACUGCUCGGCAAUGGAAGUGAAUGGGUGCCGUCUGAUAAAAACAUCACAGUGAUCCACUCCAGUUCAUCAUAAAGAGUUCUUAACUUCAACCUGUUGCUUCCGUAACCCGUAUCGCUUUCCUCUAGAGAAAUACGCACAGACCAAACACCGUUUACAAGCCGAAGCAGUUCUAAACAAAUAGGUUUUGACGUGAGAGGACAACAGAGGACGGACUUCUUCAUCGGAGGAAGCGUCUUUAUUAAUUACGGAUUUUAAAGUUGAAGUGUCUUGAUGUAUUUGUUUCUUGCAAACGUGCAGCCUUUGGCUUCAAAAGGUGGUGUGGAGUAUUACGAUGUUUUUAUCAGCUGUCUGGACUCUCAUUUUAAUGCCUAAUGCCAUCAAUAUCUCCAAAAGCGCUUUAUAACAGACUGUCUGUAUGCUCAUUCGAUUUUUCUUGACCACUGACAAUUUAUACACUGGAAAUGGCUUUGACUGCUCAUUUUUUUAAUGGCAUGUAAAUCAGGUUGUUUACCUUUUGUUUCGUUAAACCACUUGUAACCGCCGUCAAACGUGGCGGAUAUCAGCAAUAAUAAACAGGCAGGGUCUCAGCUGAUACAGGUCUAAAGAGAGCAGUGUGCGAAGUACGGUACGAAAGAAUGAAUACAUCAGCUCAUCUCAAGAAAAGCAACUACUGGAUUUGUCCGAGUUAGUCACUGGAUUUCUUUAAAAACUGGAUAGGCUUCACACUGUGGCAAAAAAAAAAAAAAAAAAAAACACUGGAUCAUUAUCGCAAUUUUAAAGAAAACACUUCAUACUACGGUACUUUUCUAACUUUGUCACUUAUUUCUUUCCCUUUUCUUCCUUUGCACUGUAUAUCCUUUCAUUUUUUUUAAUGCAUUGUUCUAACUUCAGUACGGCGAUGUACGCAUACUACACUUUAUAUUAGCCGUAACCAAUGAUUUUGUUCUAUACAUGCAGUAUGUUCUUGUACAGUUUUAUCAGAACAGUCUCAUUUAGAGAAUUCGUCGGACCAUGUCCAAAACGUUACUAAUUUCACGGCCUUUAAAAUCCCUUCUCCCUUUUUUAUUUUGUCCGUCAUGAAGAAAACGAGUCUUUUUUUUGUCUCUGUUUGUUUGUUUCUUAACAUUUUGACGUUCUAGAUAUUGUUAGAAUUUUUUUAAGUAAUGAGAAAAGCCAUAAUGUAGUCUUUGUGAGGCGGGGUCAAAUCAUGGAGAGAACCAAGAAAGUGUUGACUGGAAAUGUUGUGCACUAAAAUUACAAUUUCUAUAACGCCACACUGAUUCUGAGUAGAAAACAUUCGGGAUGAUCUUCUGAAAUCUAAUAUAUGGUUAUUUUUUGAAAAUCAUUGGGAAUAUCGCAUAUUCUGUCAUGAAUAAACCAGCCUCUUGCGGAAGCACUUCCAAACUAUGCACUGUAAAUAUGUUUUUCUAAUGUUUCUGUGACAUCUAAAAUACUCUGUAAUAUAUAAAACGCCUCUUAAAUGUUCUUGUGAGAAUUCCGUUUGGUUUUUAUUGUUAUAACUCACGUCUUUCGUUAUGUACAACAGCAUCUUUCGUUUCUGUUCUUUGUACUCGUGAUUUAAUUUGUCUGUAUAAUACGAUUUUACUACAUUUAUGAUUUGUUAGUUAUCCUUUAAUCGUAAUUGAUUAAAAACAUGACCGUUUUUAUUUGUAACAUUUAUAAAUAACUUGUUUUACGUGGGGGUGAAACAUCAUUCCCUGUUUAUCAGUGGUAGAAAAUUACAAAAAUACUGAUUAUACCACCAAAGGACAAAAAAAAGUUUUGGGGUUUUUUUUCUCAGUUGUCUGUCAUAUGUUUAUCUUUUUGGCUUAAAGCCCAUUAAAACUAAAAUAUUAAAAACAGUUGAUUCAC
This is a messenger RNA of Puntigrus tetrazona (Sumatra barb), 5935 nucleotides long. It is a transcript of the gene myrf, whose product is annotated as myelin regulatory factor. The transcript has 27 exons. Lineage: Eukaryota; Metazoa; Chordata; Actinopteri; Cypriniformes; Cyprinidae. Gene Ontology annotation, molecular function: sequence-specific DNA binding; DNA-binding transcription factor activity. Gene Ontology annotation, biological process: positive regulation of DNA-templated transcription; protein autoprocessing; central nervous system myelin maintenance. The coding region runs from base 476 to 3628 and encodes 1050 amino acids. The record is from RefSeq and is a predicted model, not a curated record. Gene Ontology annotation, cellular component: nucleus; endoplasmic reticulum membrane.